CAAAAGUGCUUCAGCUCUGAAAAUAAGCGUUGUCUUCCUCAUAAUUCAAGCAGUCGCAAUGAAGUUCACUAUGUUUCUGAGUGGACUCCUGUUGCUCUUUCUGCUUCUCGGUUGGACAGAAAGCGUUGAAGGUGACAAUGUGGACAUCAAUACUCUUGCAAGUAUUAUAAACUUCUUUGAGGAGAACUAUAAGAGAGUCGAUGGAGAUAAAUAUCCUCGUCAGUACGCUACAGCCAUCAACGUGCAAAAGCAUCAGUGUCAACAGAACUUCAAUCCUUCACAGAACAACUUCCUGACUCAAGAGGAAGCGGUGAACGUGAAAAAUGCUAUUACUGAUGACACAAAGGCACUUUACCAAGGUGCAGAACUCAUCGCUGCAGGAACUAAAAAGGUUGUAAUCAGUAAAAAGAAGCAAUACAACAUGCAUUCAGAGUCUCUCCUGCUGAAUCCUGCUGACAACUCACCCAUGACCAAGCUUUUGAAUAAAAGAAAAGACGGCUGCUCUGUUUUCUACACAUUUGAAUCUCCCUGUCUCGAUACGUGUCUGGAUGCGACAGGCAGCCACAGCAUUUUAAAGGCCCUGGAGAACUGGAAAGAACAUGAUGGAAUUAAAGCUUUUGUCUUCAAGAAUUUCUGGAAGUUUGACACUAAAAAAGAUCUUCAGACCAAAUUUAAGCAGAUUGUGGCUCAUGUUCCUCUCUACCGCUGUGUGAGUGAGAAUCAGUGUUAUGCUUGUAAAGGGGAAGGAAACACUCGAAUAGACGCGCACUGUCUGCCUCCACCAGAAAACUAAGCUUUAUGCAGUAACAUUCAUUCCUUGCAUAUGUGAUUAAGAGCUGUCCUUUUGUUUUGAAAUUCAGUAUGCUUAGAUGAACUAGUAAA
Molecule: messenger RNA, 882 nt
Organism: Sinocyclocheilus grahami
Lineage: Eukaryota; Metazoa; Chordata; Actinopteri; Cypriniformes; Cyprinidae
Exons: 3
Coding region: 59-793 (244 amino acids)
Source: RefSeq, a predicted model, not a curated record